AUGGGUGAGGAGGCCAGCUGCAACGCCGUCAGCGUGAUGGAGGCCGCCACCAACGCCAAGCCGGCCAAGGAGAACGGCUGCGCGCCGGCCGUGGCGGCGGCGGAGGCCGUAGCUGCGGUGGUGGCCCCGGAGGCGGCGGCACCCGUGGCCGCGGCCGCGGCCGCGGCCGACCCCCGGCUGCAGGGCAUCUCCGACGCCAUCCGCGUCGUGCCGCACUUCCCCAAGCAAGGCAUCAUGUUCAACGACAUCACCACGCUGCUGCUGCGCCCCGGGGUGUUCAAGGACGCCGUCGACCUGUUCGUCGAGCGCUACCGUGGGAUGCGCAUCGACGCCGUCGCCGGGAUUGAGGCCAGGGGCUUCAUAUUUGGCCCGGCAAUUGCGUUGGCUAUUGGCGCCAAGUUCAUACCGCUGCGCAAGCCUAGGAAGCUCCCGGGUGAGGUGAUCUCUGAGAAGUAUGUUCUUGAGUACGGGACUGAUUGCUUAGAGAUGCAUGUUGGAGCUAUCGAACGGCCUGGUGAGCGUGUGCUGAUCGUCGAUGACCUGGUUGCAACCGGAGGAACACUCUGUGCUGGAAUUAGGCUUCUUGAACGUGCUGAAGCUGAUGUGGUCGAGUGCGCAUGUCUCAUUGGGCUCCCAAAAUUCAAGGAUUUCUACAAGUUGAAUGGAAAGCCUGUAUACGUGCUGGUUGAGUCCCGUGAAUCAGAUAAAUAA
Molecule: messenger RNA, 711 nt
Organism: Miscanthus lutarioriparius
Lineage: Eukaryota; Viridiplantae; Streptophyta; Magnoliopsida; Poales; Poaceae
Source: the annotation of a GenBank genome assembly